AAGGGUGGGGCAGCAUCAGUGGAACCCGGAUGCUGAUGCUGACCGAUGGAGAGCAGGAAGCUGGAGGAAGAGAAGGGGAGAGGAGUGUGAGAGAGAAGGAACCGGCGGGGGAAGCAGCAGGCUGCAGCAGACAGAGCAGAGCCGCUCCUUCUCUGGAUCUCUGGCUCUUUCAGGAGCCGCUCUGUGGUUCAUAUCCGGUUCGGUUCAGUUGUUUGCUCAGCAUCCGCGCGCCGGCUGAGGGAGGGGAUGCCGUGAGAUGAACAGCACAGCCGUUCAGGAAGCGAGCAAAGAGAGUGGGAGGAUGUUUGUCUUUUUCUAGAAACAUUUAACCAUCGGACCAAGCACUGAUCCUCCUCCACCAGCACCGGCGCAGGGAGCGCACCGCUCCGCUGAGCUGUCCUGUCUGCCUCGGCCUUCCCGGAGGCUUUUCUUUUUUUUAUUACCCUCACCCUCCUCUUCCUCUGCUUCCUAAUGCAGGGCCAGGGAGGGGGUGAGCCAAAGUCUGCACCGGAUAUUGGAAAACCCAUUCUUCUUGCCUUUGCGAUAGCAGAUUAUAAUCUGGACAAAAACAGACAAGCUGAUCCUGAGCAGAAGAGGCCCCUGGAUUGACAGGAGCCUAGAAAUGUGUGAUGUUCUAGCAGGAGCCCGGGAGGACGGGGGUCCCUGAUAUUGAUCCUCGGGAUGGAUCCAAUCAGGCCGAUCUGACUUGGGUUAUUUGAGACUGAACUCUUAACAGAAAUCAAUCUGAGACUAAAGUAGCCUUCCUGUCCACCUUCUUCUUCUUUUUUUGCUCCACUGAGGCCAGUGAGCUCCACGCACAGGUCCUUUCCUCCCACCUCUCCAUGUGGAUGAUGCUGCAUUACCGGCGGGGCUGAAACACAUCUGAUUCCGGAUCUGACAAGUUGAAGGGAGUAGCCUGCAGGGCCCCGGCUUCGGAUCACGACCACUUUAUUUAUUUAUUUGUUUAUUCAUCUAUUUCUUCCACCGUCUGGGAUGCGCAUUGAGGCGUUACGCACAUGAUCUUCAUCUGCCUUAUUUCGCGGGAUAAAGUCAAACAUGAGCAGCAAAGAGAUAACUGUGAGCCAGUCCAGCCAGUAUGUGGGGCCUUACCGGCUGGAGAAGACCCUCGGGAAGGGACAGACAGGCCUGGUGAAACUGGGUGUCCACUGUAUUACGGGCCAAAAGGUGGCCAUAAAGAUUGUGAACAGAGAAAAACUCUCAGAAUCAGUUCUAAUGAAGGUGGAGAGAGAAAUAGCUAUUCUUAAACUAAUAGAGCACCCUCAUGUUCUGAAGCUCUAUGAUGUCUAUGAAAAUAACAAAUAUCUGUAUUUAGUGUUGGAGCAUGUGUCUGGUGGAGAGUUGUUUGACUACUUGGUGAAAAAAGGAAGGCUGACUCCCAAGGAGGCUCGCAAGUUCUUCAGACAAAUCAUCUCUGCCCUGGAUUUCUGCCAUAACCAUUCCAUAUGUCACAGAGAUCUGAAGCCAGAGAAUCUUCUGCUGGAUGAGAAGAAUAACAUAAGGAUAGCAGACUUUGGUAUGGCCUCACUGCAGGUUGGGGACAGUCUACUGGAGACCAGCUGUGGAUCUCCUCAUUAUGCUUGCCCAGAGGUCAUCAGGGGAGAGAGGUAUGAUGGUCGCAGGGCUGAUGUUUGGAGCUGUGGGGUCAUUCUCUUUGCUCUACUUGUGGGUGCCUUGCCUUUUGACCAUGACAACCUGCGGCAGCUUCUGGAGAAAGUCAAGAGCGGAGUUUUCCACAUGCCCCACUUUAUACCACCUGACUGCCAAGCUUUGCUUAAAGGAAUGAUUGAAGUCAACCCGGACAAAAGGCUCACGCUUGAAGCAAUACAAAAACACACCUGGUAUCUGGGGGGUCGUAACGAGCCCUACCCGGAGCAGCCUCCUCCUCGCCGGGUGUGUGUGAAGAGGAUCCUGUCACUCUCAGAGCUGGACCCAGAUGUCCUGGAAAGCAUGUACUCUUUAGGCUGCUUUAGAGACCGAGUCAAACUCACACAGGACCUUACAAGUGAGGAGGAGAACCAGGAGAAAAUGAUUUACUACCUUCUUCUGGAUAGAAAAGAGCGAUACCCAAGCUAUGAAGAUGAGGACCUGCCUCCUAGAAAUGACCUUGUUGUCCAAGACCCACCCAGGAAGCGUGUGGAUUCCCCGAUGUUGACGCGUCACAGUCGUUGUCGUCCGGAGAGAAAGAGCUUGGAGGUCCUUAGUGUCACAGAUCAAGGAUCUCCUACCCCGCCUCGCAGGGCUCUGGACACCAACGCUCACAGCCAGAGGUCUCGUUCAGUCAGCGGGGCGUCCACAGGUCUGUCCUCUAGUCCUCUCAGCAGUCCCAGGAGUCCAGUUUUCACCUUUAGCCAGUCAGAAGUCACCUCCACCUCUUCUUCCUCCAAAGACCCCGGAGCAGGAAGUGCCACAACUCCUCGGCCCACCCGUCCAUCGCCUGACCCAAAAACCCAGACCUUACCCUCCAAGGGUCCCACUGACCGGCCCCAGCUCCACUCCAUGAAGUCCCUUCCUCUGAAAACACCACGCUCUCCUUCCCCGUCCCCGUCCCCUAUCCCCUCCCCACGGUUCUUCAACUUCCCCUCCCCUUCCAUCUUCAGGUCCAAGAACGUCCACUCGUCCUCUAACUCAUCUGCCACCCCUUCCCCUGUGUCACAGGUCACACCGCAGGGCUCGCCUCUACCCACCCCACUCGGCACGCCCGUGCACCAAAUCCAACACCCUUCCUCCACCACCCCUACCUCCUCCUCCUCUUCGUCCUCUUCCUCCAGAGUGGACGGAGCGGGUGGCGCCUCGCUGUCACUGACUCCGCCCUCCAGUCCGGGAGGGAGUGGCAAUCUGGCCGCCUCGAGCUCCACCCACUGGAGGACGAGGCUUAACUCCUUUAAAAACAACCUGCUGGGCUCUCCACGCUUCCAUCGACGCAAACUGCAAGUUCCUACAUCAGAGGAUAUGUCCAGUUUGACUCCAGAAUCCAGUCCAGAGCUGGCGAAGAGGUCGUGGUUUGGUAACUUCAUCAGUCUUGAAAAGGAGGAGCAGAUCUUUGUGCUGAUCAGAGACAAGCCGCUCAGCUCCAUCAAGGCAGACAUCGUUCAUGCCUUUCUUUCUAUCCCCUCCCUCAGCCAUAGCGUCGUGUCUCAGAAUAGUUUCCGGGCCGAAUACAAGUCCUCCAGUGGCCCCUCUGUCUUCCAGAAACCUGUCAAGUUCCAGGUGGAUAUCGCUUUUUCUGAGGGAGGAAGGGAACGUGAGAGGGAACGAGCAGAAAGAGAAGGACGAAGAGAGAUGGGCAUCUACAGCGUCACCUUCACACUACUAGCAGGUCCAAGUCGUAGAUUUAAGAGAGUCGUAGAAACGAUCCAAGCCCAGCUUCUCAGCACUCAUGAUCAGCCUUCUGUGCAGGCUCUGGCUGAUGAGAAGAAUGGUCAACUCUCCCAUCUACCCAGUACUCCUUCCCAUCAGAACUCCCAGCCUUUUGAAAGUGGAUCGGAUCGAGUAGAACGGCAGCACACAGCAGAUGGGGUGAGCAGCAGCAGCAACAGUGGGACCAUCUUACAGCGGCGAGAGUCAGGGAGAGAAAAGACCAGACUGCUUUCAUCUUCCAAUGGGACGCAGUCUCAUCCAUGAAAAGAAUGUUACAAACGAGAAGAGGUGGCUUUCCGUCUUGCCUCCUUCUCCACUUAGUCUUUCUUGCUUUCUUUCUUUCACCUUUUUCCUUACUUUCUUCCGGGCUUCUUGACCUUCAACCCAAAUAAAAGGGAAUAGAAGAUGUGGAGGACUUGUAUCAAAGAUGGUCCAGGGAUAGAACAGCAGAUUCCCCAGAACUGACAGUCUAUAGUAAAACUAGAGUGAAAUGGUCAAGAGAAAAAUCUUAAAACCAGAGAAAGAAGUAGUCUACCUUCCACAAUGAAGUCAUUAAAGCACAGGACAUCUCCAAUGAACAAUCACAAUCAACAGCUGUUUCAGACGUUUCAGGAAACCUCCAAGUUCAUCAGUCAGGAUGGUUUAUGGCGAUCACGGCAGAUCACUGCGUGAAUCAAGGAAUUCCCAUUCACCAUAUUGCUCUCCUUCACCACUUCUUCACAUCUCUCUGCAAACAAAUGCAUUAUCUCUUAGGGAUGAAGAAACAAGGGAAAAAUGGCCAAGAUUUAGCUUAGUUUUUGACUGUUUAAAGUGGAUUGUGUCUCUAAGUACUGAGCGAGCCUAGCGGUGAGUUUUCACAAUCAAACAAAAGGAGAAACAAUCCAAGGUUCAGAGCACAGGAACAAAAACCGCUAAAGGAUGGAUUUGUGGAGCCAUAUAAUGUGGAUACAGUUACAUCACAUUUACACAACUUUUCCUUGAGAGUAUGGAGCCCCCCCGCAGUUAUUAUUGGAACACAACAAUAUGAAGCUAUGAUACCAUAUUGCCUUUACAAGAGAAGACAAAUGUAGAAAACAGUAGGAAAUCAGCCACAUUGGAAAGAAACAAGUCAAACUGCAAGGAGGGUCCCCCAACAAGUCGAUAAACAUGCUGGAUGAAAAGAGCCCACAUUUAGAAAGAGCUACCCCCAUAUUUUAAAUCCAGCUGGCAAGAAAACUAAAACGCUAACAACAUUUUAUUUGGUUUAUUUGGAAAAAACAAACUUUGUUUUCCAUCAGACAUACAUAUGUAAAUGUGAGAAUGAGGUUGUUUUUUUUACUAGUUUCUCUCAUUACAUAUAUUCUUUUUUGUAAAAGUCUCUGAAACUUAACUAGGUGCAGUGAGCUGAUUUUAUUCUUCAUUUUCCAUGAUAAAGGAGGUAUAGAUUGCAUAUUCAGUUAUCCUCUAAACAGCAGGAAAUCAAGUUAUACACCCAAAGGUUGUCAGAAGUCUGUCCAAAGGGCACACAAGUAAUAAAUACUCAUAAAUGCUUUUUUAUUUUGAACCGACACCCAUAAACUAUUCUAUACCCGCAUCUUUAACAUUUUUGAAUGCUUUGCUAAUGUUACUAGCCACAACUAGGAAGAAAACAGCUCUGUCUUAAGAGAAUGUUGCUCAUAUUCCAUUUAAACUGAAUCACUUUCCUCUUUUAGGUGUUUACCUGAUGCUAGUUGGCUCCACUCGUCCCUAUGAAGAUCGGAUUUUCAGUUCGUAAAUAAGUAUAAGUAUUUUCAGUACGUAAUAACGGUACUGAUAAUACUUAUUUAUAUAUUUAAAACAUUUAAGAAUGCUAAACUUCAUUGUAUAGAAAAUAUUGAAGACUUUUCUGGAAGAAAUGGAUACGUUUUAAAUUCUCUCCAUUGUACUGCGUUACAUCAUCUGACAUGCUCAGAGCAGUCACAGUAAUGUUUUUUUUUUUCGUUUUUUAGAAUAUGCAAUACUACACAAAUACGAAAAUAUUCAAAAGGAACCCCCUGCCCAGAAAAAGACAAAAGAAUAAAAAAAAGUAAGAAAUACAAAGUAUGGCCUACCCCGGAGUUAUUCUGCUCACGCAUGUACAGGACGGAUCGGAUAGUGACAGACAUUUAUGUGUAGUUUACAUUUUCAGGUUAGUUGCUUUUAAGAGUAUUUAUUACAAGUAUGAGCUUUUGAAAGAAUUCAGAUUCACAGGUUAUCAUUAAUAGCACAAGCAAACCCCUUUCUUUAUAAACAUAAAUCACAAUCUUUUCCUAAUUAAUUUGUCUGGACCUAACAAAAGAAAGGUCAAACGAGAUUUUAACAUCUGACAAAUAGUAAAAUUUAUAUAUUUUUAUUCUUUAAAUUUAAACUAAAUCACUUUCCUCUUUAGGUGUUUGCCUGAUGCUUCUUGGCCCCUCUCGUCCCUAUGCAGAUCUGAUUUUUUUAUACUUAUUUUUCCACUGUCUAUAACGAUAGUACAUUAGUGAGCAUUUAUAGAUGUGAUAUAAAUAACAGCAGUAUGUUUGAAAAAGCUCAGAAUUCAAACUGCAGCUUAUUUCUCUACGUUUUAAAUUCAGCCCUUUUCUUUCUGAAUCAAAGAAGAAGUAAACAUUUUAUCAGACGUGUUUUUGCGAAUAGUGAGGAGGGAGGAUCUUAUGUAAAACCUGAAAAAUGCAACAGGUUCCCCUUUCUGUAAAUUUGGGCUAAUUUUUUAUUUUAAUUCUGAAAACUGGGUCGAAUGCAGAGAACCUAUUUCUGGUAUUAGUGAACAGGUAUUCCAUCCCAGGAUAGUUUAAUCAAUUUUGAGUUUCUCAGAAUUUACAUUGUUUGCUUUAGAAACAUAAUGUUUUAUGUAAGCCUACAAAUGUUCUAUUUAAUCAAGGACUGACAUAAUA
Messenger RNA from Cyprinodon tularosa, 6269 nucleotides. RefSeq names its product serine/threonine-protein kinase BRSK2-like. The transcript has 20 exons. Gene Ontology annotation, biological process: protein phosphorylation; microtubule cytoskeleton organization; intracellular signal transduction. The record is from RefSeq and is a predicted model, not a curated record. Gene Ontology annotation, molecular function: ATP binding; protein serine/threonine kinase activity; tau-protein kinase activity. The coding region runs from base 1057 to 3642 and encodes 861 amino acids. Gene Ontology annotation, cellular component: cytoplasm. Lineage: Eukaryota; Metazoa; Chordata; Actinopteri; Cyprinodontiformes; Cyprinodontidae.